This is a messenger RNA of Pieris macdunnoughi, 480 nucleotides long. The record is from the annotation of a GenBank genome assembly. NCBI's taxonomy places the organism in Eukaryota, Metazoa, Arthropoda, Insecta, Lepidoptera, Pieridae.
AUGCCAGAUAAAAACGCAAGUACAAGUUGUCCCCUGCCGCCGAGUAAUUUCAGUCUUGAUAUCAACACCUCGAACAUGCCUUUAGCUUGGAGAAACUUCAACACUAGUCAAGCGCAAGUGGGCAUGUGCAUGAAAUGGUUGUAUUCAAACGCACCACCACACGUAAAAAAACAUGAAAUGAUAUUCCCCAUGGUUGGACAUUCCUUACCGUCCGACAGGGUAUUCGCGAAAAUUGAAAAGGAAGUAAAGAAGAUGUCAGUCAUAUGCGACCCACAAAUGUAUGUAAAUUUAUUUACAAAACACGUAACUAUUGUGAAACAUUUGGGGGUGGAUGUUGAAGUGUAUGACUGGAAGAACAAAGUGACUAAUGUAUGCAAACCUCCUGGCAGCUGGCAUUUCAAAAUUUAUUACAAACGAUUUGUACUUCACAAAGGACACCAGAAUGUAAGCGUACAAGGAGAGGAGAACUACAGAAACUAA